Aspergillus terreus NIH2624 is the source of this 1422-nucleotide messenger RNA. RefSeq names its product Dyp-type peroxidase. The transcript is spliced from 5 exons. NCBI's taxonomy places the organism in Eukaryota, Fungi, Ascomycota, Eurotiomycetes, Eurotiales, Aspergillaceae. Gene Ontology annotation, molecular function: peroxidase activity; heme binding. The coding region runs from base 1 to 1422 and encodes 473 amino acids. The record is from RefSeq and is a predicted model, not a curated record. Gene Ontology annotation, cellular component: cytosol.
AUGCCCUCUGAAGUCAACCCCGCCAACAUCCAGGGCAGUAUCUGGCCCCGUCUCCCACGGUACUAUGAAAGCUUCCUGUUUUUUAAGAUCAAAGACCUCGAAGAUGAUGGCUACUACACCGCGUUCAAAGAACACUUGAAGAAGCUGGUGGAUGACGGCAAGAUCACCACUGGCAGCCAGUGCAAGGAGUAUUUCGAGAGACAUGACGGCGUUAAUGAGGCCCGGGAAAGGGUGGACACUCGUCCCGAGGAUCGCGAAACGUUCAAUGCGAUCAACAUUACCUUCUCCGGCAAGGGUACGAGCAAGCUCCUUGGGGGGUAUGACCACCUGAAGCUCCGGGACCUGCUGCAUGAGCGCGGUAUGUACCAGGAUAUGGUCAACGAAGGGCCCGACGAGACCGAAUCCCUGGCCCCCGAAUACCGGCCGCCCCCGGGCUGGCCGGCUAAAAACGACGACUGGCGGUGCGACGGGAUGUUCAUCAUCGGCGCCCAGCGUGAAGAGGACCUGGAGGCCACGGUCAAGGACCUCAAGAGCUACUUCCACAUCGCCGACGAUCAUACCGUUGACGCCAAGGAGGCCAGCGCGAAGAUCACGCUGAUCAAGAAGGGACACGUUCGCAAUGCCGAUGGCAAAGCGCAGCGGAGGUUGAUUCCCGAUGAGAAGGACCCCUCAAAGAAACGCCUGGAGAACCUCCGGGGCAAGGAACAUGUGAUAUUCCUCAACCGCCGUGGGGACAACACCAGGUCGCCGGCUUGGGCCACAGAUGGCAGUUUUUUAGUCUUCCGCGAGAUCGAGGAGAGAGUGCACGAGUUCAACGAGUACAGGUCCCCUGUGGCACUGGACACCGAGAACUCGGUGGCUCAACAUCCCUUUGCCAACAACUUCGAGUUCAAGAACCAAUAUUCCCACCCAAGUGAGAUUAAGUGUCCGAUUGCCGCGCACAUUCGGAAGAUGCGUCCUCGCGCCGACCUCUAUAUCUCGAAAGAUGGCGGGGAGGUCUCUGCGCAGGAAAACUACUGGAACAACACAAAUGUGAUCCUGCGUCGCAGCGUCACGUUUGGUCCAGAAGUCCAGUCGGGCGAAGAGAAGCUGGACCCCUCAAAGCGCCCCAAGCGAGGCAUUUACUUCCUGUGCUACCAGGGCGACCUCCGGAAUGGCUUCAACUUCCUAACCAGUCGCUGGGCCAGCAACGAGGUCUUUUCGGGAAAGAAGGGGUGGGAGAUGCGCCCUGGCCAGGACCCCAUCGUCAGCCAACGCAACCGCCCCGAACAUCCGGAGCCCACGUUCGGCAUCUACGACGGCGACAAGCCCAGUGUGCUGAAAUUGGGCUAUCUGCCGUGGAUCGACCAGCGCGGGGGAGAGUAUUUCUUCACGCCGUCAAUGGAGGCAUUGCGGGGAGUGUUGGUGGAAGAGCCGGAGUAG